CAAGGGAAAGCACUGCACGUUAUUUACGUCCCGACUGAUUUAUUUAUUUACUGAAUUAAUUCUAUUUAUUGUCUUUAAAAUGGCGAAUAAGCUAGACAUGACGAAAGAAGACUUGUAUGGAAUCCUUGGAGUUGAACAAGAGGCUACGGAAAAACACAUAACCAAAGCAUACAGAAAACAGGCGUUGAAAUGUCAUCCAGACAAAAAUCCUGAUAACCCCAAAGCAGCGGAAAAAUUCCACAAGCUUACUCAAGCUCUAGAAAUUUUGGUUGAUGCUGCAGCAAGGGCUGCCUAUGACAAGAUUUUAAAGGGAAAGAAGGAAGCAGAGUGGCGAAGGAAACAGUAUGAUUCGAAACGAAAGAAAUUUAAAGAUGACCUGGAGGUUCGGGAGAAGGCCACUUUUGAGAAAAAAGAAGAUGCAGUGGAUGCUGCCAAGAGACUGCAACAAGAGAUAGAACGUUUGAGGAAGGAGGGGAAUUCAAUCUUACGUGAGACACAGGAGCAGUUAAGACGGGACUUGGAGGAGAGGCAGAACUCUGCUGCGGGUGGGGACAGCGAUGAGGAUUUGGAGGGAGAAGAACACACUGCUAAGAUAAAGGCAAAAUGGAAGAUCAAGAAAGGGAAUGUGAGGGAUGAAGGUUAUACCAGACAAGAACUGGAUGAAAUGUUUUCAAAGUUUGGUAAUGUGCUGAAUAUCGUCGUAUCAGUAAAGAAAUCUGGGACGGCGAUAAUUGAGUUUUCUUCACCUUACACUGCGGAUGUGGCUAUGAAGAAUGUAUCUGGAAAACCUGACUUCCCUCUCACUCUUAGCUGGUUGUCAGGGCAACAACCAGAAGACCGCCUUGGUAACCAUGGUAACAGUGAUUCAACAGAAACGAGGAAGGCAACUGGAACAUCUGGAGCUGCCUCAUUCCCAACAGGAGCUACCUCAUUCACGUCUUUCUCUCAAACACAGCCAUUAUUUUCUGAUCAGCCCACACCUGAUAACCGGGAUUUUGAAAGUGUCGUGUUGAUGAAGAUGAGACAAGCUGAAGAAAGGAAGAGACUUAUAGAACAGAUGAUGAAAGAAGAUGAAGAGGGUUGAAAAAAAGUUGAAGGACUAUAUAAUGAUGAUUUGCAUGGGUUCAAAUGAAAGUUGUACAACUAAAUAGUUAUGGACAGAGACAGUUGAAAGGAAAAUUAGACAACUAAACAAUUAUUGAUUUCGUGUUAAAAUUGUGUGUUAAAUGAAACGCAUUGCCAAAAGCUAGUGUUUUGAAAUGUACAGUACAGGAUUGCUUGUAGCAGUCCUGCAUCAGAUGUUAAUUGACUGCGAUGAUCAAGUGACCUCUAAGGUCGGUUUUACAGACUGAUAGGCCUACUGUAUGAAUGAAUAUGAGUAAGUUGUAUGAACAUGAGCAUUUUUCUUGAAUGAAAAAUAUUUAUAAAAAAGACAAACAAUUCAAUGUAUACACACUGAUUGUACAUCAAUUUAUUUAUAAUGUUAUAUUUGAAUAAUUAUGUUUCUUCAAUCAUUCUGAAUAAAAUUAGGUUUAUCCAGUUAACUUAUUGAAAUCUGUGAUUUCUCUGUAUUAUAAAAUACAUGUAUUAAUUUUAAUAAUUAAAAGAAAUUGCUGUGUUUCUGAAUUUUAUGUCUCAGAAGGCUUUCUGUCACAUUUUGUGUCUGUAUAACUGUUAGGAAUGAUAACAUGCAGAGUGAAGAGUCCAACAAUGGGGAACAGGAGAAGUCGUCUAACAUGGUGUCAUACCAGAUUUGAAGAAGUGAUCUCAUUUCUGGACUUAACAAGUAUAGCAAAUUAAGUUCUAAAUUUUGUUAAAAGGCCACCUUUCGACAUUUAAUUUCGGCAACCAUGUGAAGAAAUUGCCUGAACCGAAAAAAAGAAAAAAUAACAUUUUUCAAUUUUUUCUUUCCAUAACAGGAUAAUUAGUAGUGUGUAGCCUUUAUUGUAGGAAAAUCAGAAAAUGGUGAUAUAAAGCCUUUUUACAGAUUUUAUGACAUGAGAAAAUAUCAUACAAACAAAAUGGCCGACGAAAUUAUUUUUGACUUGCUCCACUCGGAAAUAGUGUCUCUUCUUUAUCGUACAGCCGAUAAGGACGAUCAGGACCAGUGUAUAAACAAAUUAGAAUCACUUGGGUUUCGAAUUGGACAAAGCUUAGUUGAAAGGUUU
This is a messenger RNA of Mya arenaria, 2168 nucleotides long. Its product is annotated as dnaJ homolog subfamily C member 17-like. Gene Ontology annotation, cellular component: spliceosomal complex. Lineage: Eukaryota; Metazoa; Mollusca; Bivalvia; Myida; Myidae. The coding region runs from base 80 to 1084 and encodes 334 amino acids. The transcript has 11 exons. Gene Ontology annotation, molecular function: RNA binding. The record is from RefSeq and is a predicted model, not a curated record. Gene Ontology annotation, biological process: spliceosomal complex disassembly.